Helicoverpa armigera (cotton bollworm) is the source of this 906-nucleotide messenger RNA. RefSeq lists its product as uncharacterized. NCBI's taxonomy places the organism in Eukaryota, Metazoa, Arthropoda, Insecta, Lepidoptera, Noctuidae. The coding region runs from base 196 to 825 and encodes 209 amino acids. The record is from RefSeq and is a predicted model, not a curated record. The transcript has 3 exons.
GUCAUGGCCGGUAAUACGCGUGCAAAAAUUGGACACGCGACAUGACAUGGGUGACAUAAUUGUGUGAGACAAUACCUGUCAAACUCACCUGCUUUAUAUGAGCUGAGUAGUGCAAAAUUAUAUUCGAGUUAUUCAACGCAAACUUCGAAUUUUUAACCCUGAAUAAUUGUUAGGUAAGUAGGCUAUUCGUAAAGUAUGACGGAGUCAACGGCGACUGCUCAGACAAGGAGUCCGGGGACGUUGACAGGAACGGCCACAGAGCCUGGCACGCAGGCGACGCAGGAUUCCAAGAAACCAACCAAGGAGAAAGAGAUCCUGGUGAUACAAGACCAGGGCUUCUUCCAACAUGAUACUGGGGAUACAUACAACGGAUAUUUUGAGGCGAAGAAGAAAGAUCGCACUGUUAAAAUGCAAGGUCCAGGUGUAUACACAACAGCUGAAGGAGAUAGCUACACAGGAAGCUGGGAAGCGGAUAAAUUCGGCGGAGUUGACGAGGUCGUCAUAUCGUUCGCGGACGGAUCAAAAUAUGAAGGAAUCAUUAAAGAUUGGUGUUACACCGGCAAUAGUACGUACACCUAUCCUGAUGGGAGCGUGUUGCAAGGAGAGUUCAUUGAAAAUUGCCCAGUGGGUCAACUGUCAUUGACUGAUCCUAAUGGUCAUACCUGGUUAGGUAACGCAGACCAGGGUUUUGCAUGGUUUGAGCCGGUUAAUCACUACUACGAGUUUCUGGAGACCACUCGCGAUAUGAGCAAGAUAAAGAAACGCCAUAGGAAUCUCCAAGAACCCUCGUCGACGUCCAAAGGUAUGGUGGAAACGAUCCAGUGAAGGUGUAGGUUUAUGCAGAUACAACUGAAAUUAAGAAGCGAUUGUGAAUUGUAUGCUUGAAAUACACUCAAAUAUUCCAUC